Molecule: messenger RNA, 2250 nt
Organism: Cladocopium goreaui
Lineage: Eukaryota; Dinophyceae; Suessiales; Symbiodiniaceae
Source: the annotation of a GenBank genome assembly
AUGGGCUGUGGAGCGUCAGUGGGACGAUUCGAGGAGUUCAGCAGCUUUCAUGCGCAAUACUCCCUGGGAUCCAUUCCCAAAGCCUUGGGGAAAGGUUCUUAUGGAUCGGUUUUCCUGGCGACGGCGCGGCACGCGAAGCACAGCAGCUUCGCGGUCAAGGUGCAGACGGCACGGCGCACGGCCACCAAGAAGAUCGAACACGAGGCCAAAAUCUGGAAACUCUGUGCCUCGCACCGGAAUGUGGUCCAUUUUGUCCAAAUGUGCCAAGAAGCCGACAUUUACUUCAUGGUCAUGGAAGCCUGUCAAUGCUCCCUCUUCGACCGGUUGAUCGACAACCCCAAGUGGGUUUGGGAUCAGCUUUCGGGGGACUUGCAUCAAUUGGUGUCAGGGCUGCAGCACCUCCAUAGUCGGAGGGUGUUGCACUCCGAUAUCAAGGCGGAGAACGCGCUCUACGGAGGUCCUGAUGGCAAAAUCCUGAAGUUGGCGGACUUUGGCCUCGCAGUUUACAUCACUCCGUCGGAGGGUCCAUUGACCAGAGCACGGGGGUCUCGAUCCUACAUGGCGCCCGAGAUGUUGGCGGGUGAAGGAUAUGCCUUCCCAGCAGACAUGUGGUCCUUUGGCGUUUUGGUCUAUGUGAUCCUGGUGGGCCAGUUUCCCAUUGGCCAGUCGCGACAGACCAAGUCCGAGCUCACGCGGAACAUCAUCAAGGUAGAGAAGGAGCCUGCAAGGGUGACCAACUUGGCGAAUAAGUUGAAACGUGCCAUUGCUGUGGAACAGGGGAAGCUGGAUCGGAGACCGCCCUACUCGAGCGUCAAUGAUUCUCACCGCUCCUCCUCUGAGUUUCACCGAGUUUUGCCUUCGAGUGAGGGGAGCAUGGCCCAAGAGGAGGUGAUCACACGGCACGUGGGCAUCCAGAUGAAAUGCCUAAAGGUGGUGGACUUUAUCCGUUUGUUUUUGCAAAGAGAUCCAUCAGACCGAUGUACAGCCAAUGAAGCAAUUCAAAGCGAGUUGUUCCAGGAGCUGCAGUACAUGAGACAGGAGCACCGCGCCACAGAACAUGAGAGUCAACUUCUCAUCAUCAACCGCCGGCCGCUGAAGCGCUCGGACGCGCAAGCGGAGCCACUUCAGAAACCGGAGGACCUCAAGGACGAGGACGACCCGCCCCGACGCCCCACUGGAACCCCGCAGGGUGGCACCAUGCCGGGCGCCAUGAGCGGCACGCCACAGACAACGCCCGUGGUGACGGCGAAGUCGGCGCCUUCGCCAAGGAGUCCAGCUCCACCGGGCGAUGGACCGCCACCUGUGGCGCCUUUGAAGCGAAGGUCACAGACUUCAGGGGGCUUGGAGGACGCUGGAGACGAAGGACGCGAUAAGUUGGAGCCGUUGAGGCGGAGAUCUUUGACGUCUCAUUCCUUGGUCGACAAUUCGCAAGGGAUGUCACUGCUGCAGGUGCCACAGAGGCGUCGGAAGUCGGCGUCGAGCUCCAAGGAGCUCGACUCGGCGCAGCCCAGCAGAAGUCACAGCGACUUUCAAAGUCAGAUGCUAAUGGAGGCGCAUGAGAAAGAUUUGAGACCCAGCAGUGAAGGGCACCAGGAGCACCCCUCGGUCUCCGAGAGUUCCCCACGCGGUGCAAAAUCCUCGGCCUCCAACGCCCGGGCGAACGCCCCGGCGGCACCCGUGGACGCGGAGCCAGAGGACGGCGCCCCUGCGGAGCUGGAGCGAGGGCAGAUGACGAAAACCUUCAGCCGCAUGAGUUCGCGUGGUUCACGCGGGGCACGAAGCAUGCUGAGCCGCGACUUUUCGGGGUUCGAUUUGCUCCACAACUUGGCCAACACCAACAUCCGAGGUGACUCAUCUUGGCAGCUGGAACAGAGUGGCUUUGAUGCCUCCACGCUUCGGCAAAGCCGCUCGCGUGGUGGGCUGAGCUCGGCGGCCUCCUUGCGGAGCGGCAUCUCGGGGGCCUCGGGAAGGGGGCAAGACGACGACGCCCUGUCGCCAUUGCACCGCCGACCGCCUGAUCCGCCGCGAAGCUCGGGCAUCAGCACCGCAAACCAUGACCCAGACGACGAAGGUCCAAGACCCUCUGCGUUGCAACGGCGCGUAUCCUUGGGGGACAUGGAAAGCGAGUCGCAGAACCCCAAAAACUUGCGCCGGCGCGUGUCCUUCGACGAAGUCCUGGUGAUGCAACACAUGCUUCCGCAGGUACCGAACCAAGUUCCUAAGGAAAGAAAUGAAGAGGACUCUGAUUGA